Molecule: messenger RNA, 1026 nt
Organism: Brenthis ino (lesser marbled fritillary)
Lineage: Eukaryota; Metazoa; Arthropoda; Insecta; Lepidoptera; Nymphalidae
Source: the annotation of a GenBank genome assembly
AUGGCAAAUGUACAACGCACACCACCCCAAAAACCCAAAACACCACAAAAUUUACCGGCUCACCAAACAAUGACGCAAUCGGAACCUGACAUCAACUUAGCGAUUCAAAUGAGUGAAAAUGUUAACACAAGCAGGAAUAAGCGUCCCCGCCACAAUAAUUCACCACAAACCGGACAGGUCUCGGCAGUAAACAGUGGCUUUAACCUACGAGAUUUACAAGAUACUCUAGCUGAGUGGAAAACAGACCAAGAUACAUGUAUUUCGAAAAUGUUUGGUGAACAGACUGCCCUCAUAACUAGCCUAAUAACAGAAAUAAAAGAUAUAAAAACUCAAAAUGCCCAAAUAAAAAAGUCAAAUACGGAAAUUUGCAAUUCUAAUGCUGAGAUUGUGCAAUCCAUUUCUUUUAUGAACAACAAAUUUAAAGAAAUGAAAAAAGAAAUCGAAGAACUAAAAAAAGACCGACAAGAACAAAGAAUUUACAUAGAGAGCCUGGAAAGAAAGAUAAAUGACUUACAGCAGAAAACACGAUCGUCGAGUGUUGAAAUUCGCAAUAUACCGCAAAACGAAUCGGAGACUAGUUCAAGCCUUAUACAAACGGUUUGUAGCAUUGGCAAAGUCGUCGGGGUACACAUCCCUCCAUCAGAUUUCCGUGACAUAUAUCGUUUACCUGGGAAGCCUAACAACUCUGCUACUCCUCGCCCAAUUAUCGCCGAAUUUACAACUGUGCAAACUAAACAAAAAGUAAUUUCUUCUGUCCAGUCCUUCAACAAAACCAAAAAAUCUAGGGAUGACAAAAUUAAUACAGAAAUCAUCGGCAUUGCGGGGAAGAGACAGCCAGUGUAUAUAACCGAUAAAUUAUCUCCUAGCACUAAGAAGCUGUUCUUUAUCGCACGAGAAUUUGCCAAGAAAAACAACUUCCAAUUCUGUUGGAUUUCCAAUGGUAAUAUCUUGCUAAGAAAGCAAGUGGGCGAAAAACAGAUUCUAGUGAACAACGAAAAAUGUCUCAAUGACAUCCUCCCUACCUUG